Messenger RNA from Lepisosteus oculatus (spotted gar), 8315 nucleotides. Its product is annotated as ASXL transcriptional regulator 3. Gene Ontology annotation, cellular component: PR-DUB complex. Lineage: Eukaryota; Metazoa; Chordata; Actinopteri; Semionotiformes; Lepisosteidae. The record is from RefSeq and is a predicted model, not a curated record. Gene Ontology annotation, molecular function: chromatin binding; DNA binding; peroxisome proliferator activated receptor binding. Gene Ontology annotation, biological process: positive regulation of transcription by RNA polymerase II; animal organ morphogenesis.
UCCCCGGGUGACGUCAGUGUGUAUUGUUGUUCCCAGCUGUCAGCUGCUGCAGCGAGGUCCCGGUGAACGGCAUUGUGUGUGUCAGUAUGUCAGUGUGUCAUUGUCUUCGUCUCCCUGCUAGCUAAAACCUCAUCCACACCUCUGCUUUCUCCAUGAAAUACCGAGAUGAAGGACAAACGGAAGAAAAAGGAUCGCACCUGGGCAGAGGCAGCCCGUUUGGCAUUAGAAAAACAUCCUAAUACUCCGAUGACUGCAAAACAAAUCUUAGAAGUCAUUCAGAAAGAAGGGCUUAAGGAAACCAGUGGAACUUCACCGUUGGCGUGCCUGAAUGCCAUGCUUCAUACUAACACUCGUGUUGGUGAUGGAACUUUCUUUAAAAUCCCUGGAAAAUCUGGACUUUAUGCCCUAAAAAAAGAAGAAUCACCAAGCCUUGCCGAUGGGGCAACUGAGUCUGUGUGUGAAUCUGAUAUAGAAGGUAUUGAAAUGACCGAGACAAAUAACAGCACCGGUGAAGAAAAUGGAGUCUGUGCGAUGAAGCUACCCGAUGAAGUGUCUUCCGAACAUGAUUCAAACACCACGACUACUGCGGUGCAAAACAAGUCCGUGUCUUCCACUCAGCAACACACCAAAAAGGCUCUGAAACAGGCACUAAGGCAGCAACACAAGCGCAGGAACGGGGUGUCAAUGAUGGUGAACAAGGCAGUUCCCCGUGUGGUGUUGACUCCUUUGAAGGUGUCUGAUGAGCAGCCAGACUCUCCAUCAGGGUCAGAGUCUAAAAAUGGAUUUGGCGAUGGAGAUAGCUCUGAAAAGGAUCUAAAGCAGAGAUCCCCAACUGGGAAGCAGAUAAGUCAGCACCUUAAGAAACUAAAGAAAUCUGGCCUGGGUCACAUAAAGUGGACGAAGGCUGAAGAUAUUGACAUUGAAACUCCAGGGUCUAUUUUAGUGAACACCAACCUGCGGGCAUUGAUCAACAAACACACAUUUGCAUCCUUACCUCAGCACUUUCAACAAUACCUCCUGCUUUUACUGCCAGAGGUCGACAGACAGAUGGGAGGUGACGGGGUCCUGCGUCUCAGCAACUCCGCUCUGAAUAACGAGUUUUUUGCCUAUGCUGCUCAGGGGUGGAAGCAGAGGCUAGCAGAAGGAGAAUUUACCCCAGAAAUGCAGCUCCGGAUUAGGCAGGAAAUGGAAAAAGAAAAGAAGAUAGAGUUGUGGAAGGAGAAAUUUUAUGAAACAUAUUACGGAGAAAAAUUGGGCAUGACAGAAGAGGAGUCGGUGACUCUCACUUCUGUGCAGAAGUGUUCUGAGGACAGUGGUUCUUCAGUAGAGCCUCCGGCCGUGCCAGGAACCUCCAGUCAGGGCCCUGCUGACAGAAAUGAGCUUGAGCCUUCGGAGAAACUGUAUUCCAGUGAAGAAGGUGGGGAGCAGGCGGUGUGCAACAUGGAGCUGGCUUCGAAGGUAGCGACUGGGCAGCCAUCUGAAGACAUACUGCUCUCUGGUUUCCCUGAGAUUUCCACAGAGGAAGCUGUGGUACAAGAGGAAAUAGCAGAGGAGGUGGACUCUGCGGCUUGCGAGUACCUGGAGGAGCAGGUCAAACAAGGAUCAGACACCUCCGAGUACUCCAGUAGCUGCACUCUGAAAAGCCAGGAAGAAGAAAUCAAAGGCCUGGAUUCCGAAAACUCCGAUAUCCUUGCCGAAUACCCAUGCUCAGGGACCUCUUCUCGGCCUUCCCAAGAAACGACUCCGAAGCCAGUAAGCGAUGAAGCAGAAACACUGACUGCAACUCCACAGUUAGCUCCAAAUGUACUGGACCAAAUCCCCUCCCCUCCAGUAGACUCAGAAGAUGACAGCAGUACAGUGCUGCCUGAAGCUAAAGAGGGGGAACAGUCCGCAGAAGUGCAGCAGCUGGAAGCCGAGCAGGCAGCUCCAACGGAGGCAGAGGAGUCUUCGAUUUGUUUAGAGCAUGACGGUGAAUCGGACCUUAGCAGUUCAGAGCCGCCCAGUGGGACGGACCUGUAUAACUCAGGACAGCCACCAUUAUCGGAAAAGACCAAAAGUGAGAUGCCUCCUAAUCCGUGGCCUGAAAACAAGGUGCAGGAGAGUCCGGCAGACAUUCUGUUGUGCUCCCCAUCGGAAAUACUGCCCGUGUCAACAGAGGAGCCAGUUAGGGUUCCAGACCUCGGUGGGUCUUCUGUGGAGAAAGAAGUAGAUGCACUUAGCCCAGUCAAACAACUACCACCGUCAGUACAAUUGUCCCAUUUGUGUGAAAACCCUACAGUAGAGACCGUGGAACACAAUUCGGCUUCCUCUCCCAGAUCACCUGGUGUGAACGGGUAUCGAAUUCAGGAGACAAAAACGGCACCUGUAUCUCCAGAACCACCCAAAGUAGAGGAGGAACCGGAAAUUGAAAAUGUCGAAAGUCAAGUAAAAACACCUUUAUCGAAACCCCCUGAACCCUAUGCUUCUCCCGCUGCUGAAAAUCCCAUAGUGCAUUCUGACAAGAAGCUUGAGAGUGCAGACGCUAAACAGAAUCAUUUCACGGAGGAGACCGACUCUGAAGCACCUCCAUUCUCAGAAGCCACCUAUGAGCCACCUCCAUUCUCAGAACCUGAAAUCCAGAAACCAGCCCAGCUCCUAGCUGAAACGAUGGCGGCUGAACCAGAAGUGGUAGAAUCUCCAUCACCUGAGGUGUCACCCACUGAAAACUCCCAGAUCAAACAAAAUAAGAAAGAGCCCCAGCAUGAGAUUGAUACCCUUCCCGUAGAGAAGACAGAGACUCAUGGCAAUGGCAAAGGCUCCAAACAGAAUAAGUAUCACCAGGCUGCCGAAAAGUCGUCUGCUUCAGAAAUCACUGCAUGGGCUGAAAUGCCAAAGGCCAAACACCAUAAGCCCCACUCAACAAACCACCACCACAGGGCAGAUGAAACGCACUCUAUUAAGCAAGUGGACCCCAAUAGGUCUCCUGACAUAGCCCGCUCAGAGAGCAGGGAUAUAGAGAACCCCAAGAGGAAGACUGGAGAGCAGCAUGCGGGGAUAUGUAAGGAAAAGCGGGCCAGGAUAGAAGAGAGCGAAUCAAGCAGCUCUCACUCAAGUUCCCAGGCUCGUGAGAAAGACGCAGUGCCCAAGGAGGAGCUCAGAGUACCUCCGCUCAAGAUUCAGCUCUCCAAAGUUGGUCUGCCCUUCAUCAUCAAGACUCAGCCGGUGUCAAAGCCUGAGCCGAAGGCCUCUCCUCCGUCUUCUCAAAGUGCCGGGAGGAACACAGGAGCCAGAACCCUGGCAGACAUCAAGGCCAGGGCUCAGCAGGCCAGGGCGCAGAGAGAGGCGGCCGCGGCGGCGGCGGUGGCCGCGGCCGCGCGGAUCACCUCCGGAGAGGGCGGAACGCCGUCGGAAGGCAGCAAGACCAGGACGCUGGCCCAUAUCAAAGAGCAAACGAAAGCAAAGCUCUUCGCCAAGCACCAGGCCAGAGCUCACGGCCACCAGGCAGUCAAGGGCCCGAAGCUGCACGGCGCAAAGGAGGACAGAUGUCUGACAGAAUCGCAAGCUGCUACCCCAUCGAAAAGCGACUGUCCGACAGGCGUGAUCAUAGCCAAUCCCAACCGGAGAUCCCCCGAAAAGGGCUUUGCCAUUGCUCAGGGCUCUUGUCCCAGCUUGAAUACUUUAGAAAACAGAAUUGCGAUUGCAAAGUCUAUCGUCAGUAUGUCUGUGCCAAACUCUGUCCCUCACAGUGUUCCCUCAGCCUGCACCACCAGCUCCAUACCUCUGUUCAGAAUGACCAGUGCCAGUCAGGCGGAUAGCAAGCCCACUGCAAGUGCUGUUGGUACCUCGCCAGUGCCAGUCUCUGCCCAUGGGUUUUCCAGUCCUCCUCAGAGCCCUUCCGUUCUCGUGUCCGUCAGCAACGCUAAUCUACAAAACUCUGUCUUCAAAGUCUCCCCUUCUAAACCCUUUGCCAAAACCGCCCUCGCUUGCUCUCCCCAUAAAGCUGUCCUGCCAAAGUAUAAAGAUGGCCUCCCGGCUCCCAUCUCAGCAGGCCCUUUGACUAAUACAGUGUCAUGUUCUUCUACAAGUUACGCUGGCCUGCGCUACGUGGGACAGAUUACUCCCCCUUCAUCUUGCAUGAAUAGUGGGCAGCUCAACUCUGGUGUUAGUACCAUCCAAGACAGCUCGAAUAUCCCCCAGAGAGCCUUCCCCCUGGGAAGCACCAAACCCUUUUCCUUUGAAAGGACAUGCACGUCCUUUGCUCCUGACCACCACGCUUAUAGUGCUUCAGAAAGGAGAGAAGUGCAGCAUUACAGAGACAAAACCGAAAUGGACAGCUCAAACACAGGUCCACCUCACACAGGCGUGAGUCCGGUAAAGAAAGUUCCUACACCAAACUGCCACAAUAAUGCCAAUGAAAAUGAACUAGCCAGGUGUAGGCAGCUGCUUCCAGCCGACUCAGCCAGUAAUAAAGCUAUCCCGUGUAAAGUUAUAGUAGAUCACAGUUCGGCUUCGUACUCAAACGCACCUCCUGCGGCUGGGCCUGAAGCUCGGCGGAUUCAGCCAAGCAAAGGUGUGAAAACUGAAACAGUCCUGCGCCUGCAGGAGUCCAUAAUGAGCAGAGCCGAGCCCUUCCGCCAGAAAGCAGAGCAGAAUGCCGUCCUCAACACAGCCUCCAGAAUGAACAAUAAAAAACUGCAGAUGGCUUACAAUGUAUUGCACGGUCUACCUGCACCCCAGCAGGAUGGACGAAGGGAUGGCGAUCCCACUGAGCAGAACACUGCCAAUCUCAUAUAUAGCUCCUUGUUGUACAAACAUGCAGAAAAAGCUGUAAUCAAUGAGCAAGGCAGUGAAGCCAAAAGUUGGAUAAAGGAGAAAGACAGGCAUAGCGUGGACACAAUGGUAAUCCAUAAACAUCAGCAUACAAGUGAGGCGAGACAGAACAAAGCUGAAACGGCUUCGGGCGCAGAUGGAAUGAUCUCUUCUUCAGACUCUUCUCAUUUCUCAGAAACGAGAGUGAUCAAAUCUGAGCCGACUGAUAUGGACACCGGGGACUUCAAAGAACCCAUGAAUCCACACCAGGCAGCUCACCUACUGGAAGGAAGGCCUCUCAAGGCUGUGAGCGCAGCUGUCAGCUCCCUGGCUGAGAACUGUGUGUCGGUGAACACAGAACACCAGCGGAGGGCCCCUCUUCAGGGAGGCUCGACCUGUCGCCUGUCGUCAGUCGAGGCCAAUAACCCCCUGGUGACUCAGCUACUGCAAGGCAACCUGCCCUUGGAGAAAGUGCUGCCCCAGCCUCGCACAGGCACGAGGCUGGAGAUAAAUCGACUGCCCUUGCCUUUUCAGAAUACCUCAGUAUGCAAAACAGCUGCUGCCGAGAGAAAUGUCAUGGAGAACGCUCAGAGCUGCAUCAGCCCAGACGGCAAAGGACAAGCUCUGGGGCUGGCAGGGCCCAGCCACAUCAGAAAACAGGACACCCAUGGCACCAAAAGGGUAGCCAGGCCUGUCGGGGAGCUGGCUCACAUCAAAUGUGAGCAGGGCAAGCAGAUGACAGAGGCAGAAUCUAAAAUUGCUUCCUGCAAUCUUAGUUUGAAUCAUUUGGGCCCAGGGCAACCGUUUGUACAGGAGUGGGUGAAUAGAAACCUGAUACAUGGCAGAAUUACUCCCAGCCCAGACAUUAAACAACCAAAGAGGCCUCUCCCUGCUUGUAGCUUUCAGAAGGGGUUAUUGGGUAUUGAUAAAAACGGCAGCUUUCCUUCUGAGGCUAGUGUCUCUCAAAGGCUUUUUUAUCCUCCCCCGGCUGAUGUCAGAGACUCGAGCCCUCCAACCGCUCUGAUGAAAGCCACAUCUGGCCGCAGCACUCCAAACGCAUUAGCAUUCAACAGGCAGCAGGAACAAAAAGGUCUAGGGGAGGUCAAUAUUUCUGUGGCAACAGAUCAAUUGAGAAAAGGAAGUGUUUUUCCACCUAAUCUUCAAAUUAAGCAGGCUGAUGACAUUGGCAGCGUCUCGCAGGCCGCCCAGAACAAAUCUUUAGUCCAUCCACCUAAUGGAGAAGUCCCGUCUGAUCACAAGCAAACAGUGGUUGCCAUGGAGACCAACAAGAGUCUGAAUUGGCUUCCCUCAGCAAACAUCUGUAGCAAUAUAAAAGUGGAGCCGGGGUCUUUUGACGACGGGUUGAGCAACAACUGUGAAAUGGGUAUGAAACAGACACCGUAUGAGCAAAAUGAAGGAAAGGAACACAUUCAGGCCUUUCAGCUCAAGAGCCCAGAGUUCUCUCCCUACAUUGCCCCUGAGCCACAGAAGUCGUUUGCCCAGUUAAACCCUCCCAGAAACCCACACGUACCUCAGCCCCAGCAGGUCUAUGGCAACUACUCCACCAUACACUUCGGUAACGCCAAGUUUAACAGGACUGCAUCCGUUAUCGAGAAGUCCAUAGGAAACUUUCUGGGCAACAGCACAAGCGGCGCCAGUGGCUUGUCGAAUCCGGGCGCUCCAACGUCAGGCCAGAAGUACGCAGACGGCAGCAGAGCAGAUGAACUGGAGCUGAAAUGCUCGUGUCGGCUGAAAGCCAUGAUUGUGUGCAAGGGCUGCGGAGCUUUCUGCCAUGAUGACUGCAUAGGCCCGUCAAAGCUGUGUGUUGCCUGCUUGGUAGUUCGGUAGCCAGGGGCCACGAAACAUAAGCGAACAACACUAAAUUGUGAAUACCUUGCGAUUUUACAGUUUUCAUUCCUGCGUCGUUCAAGUUGUUUAAAAACUUUUAACUUAUUUCUUUUUUUAAAGCUUGUUUUGUGUUUGUCUACUUCAUAGCGACACUGUAAGUAUUUCAAUGUUUACAUGAAUACAGAGGAAUGUGAAUAUAAGCUAUGAAUCAGAACCAUGGUAUUUUAAGUAUAGCACUGUCUGAAAAUGAAAGGCAGGUUAGAAUAGGAGAGGAUAGAAGAAAAGCCAUUUAAAAUAUGCACUACAGUUCACUUACAAAAUAGCAAGGCCUGAACUAUGAAAUGUGCCUGUAAAUUGAAAAACUUAUUCUGGACUUCUUUUACAUCGAUCAUGCUCUGCAUUUCUGUGUGAAACCUGGAAUUCCGUUAAAAAGAUCCGUUUCUUUAGGAUAGACAUUUCUGAAAAAAUGUGUCUUUCUGACAUUCGGAAUAAACAAAGCUGAGGUUUUUGUUAUCUUUUUCUUCAAAUGUGAAACUUUUUUUUUCCCCCACAGAGCAGCUGCAGUAUUUUGAUCAGGCCUUAUUAACCUCUUUUUUUUUUCUUUCUCUUUCCUUUUAACCCAUUCGGUCUCUGUUGUACUGUGGUGAGUCUCUGUACAGUUGUUUAUAACUUAUUUAUUUAUUAAUGCAUACAUUUAAAAUGUAUGUUUCUAUCAUUUUUAUCAAGUAUACGAUCACCGGUUGUGAAAUGAUGGCUUUUUAAAAUGACCAAUUAUUUUGUAGCGGAACAGUUAAAGAAACGAUCCAUUCCACAUGGGAGCUGUGAGGAGCAGGAGCCCUAUCCUUACAGCGAUUUCAGAUAUACGAACAUACGGGCUUGUGUUGUGCCAAGUGAUAUCUGAUACUGGCCUAACUGGUAUCAAUGUUAGCGUUAAGACUAGUGUUAAAAAGAAAAGUAUUGCAUCAACCAUUAGCCAAGCAACGUCUUACUUUCCGUUGCAAUCGUCAUGGGCAAAAAGUAUUAAAAUACUCGUUUGGUAUAAAUUGUACCUGUAUUAUACAUAUAACCAUGAUAUGUUAUUAAUUAUAAGUAUAUCACAUCUUUUUACCAAUGCUAUUAAAAAGUGUGUCAAUUAGAGUUUGUGUUUUGUUUUGCGAGAACGAGUGACGGAGUUGUUACAAAAUGUCGGAAUUCUCAAUGUUUACGUACAUCUCGAUUUUUGCCAUUGUAUGCCUUUUUCAGAGAAGCGCUCUUAAAAUUACAGCUGACAUCAAAUGUAAUAGUGUUAUCGAUGUGAAAAAGAGCCCAUGCCUAGCAGGACGGGGAACGUGAAUCGUAGUGGAGAACCAUUUGAAACGAGACCCAUUAACCAGUAUUUGUUGUCAAAUCCUUCUUCAAAUUCUACCAAAGAAGAACAACUCCCAUCAGGUGGUACAUACAAAUGUAAAGCCCAGAACAGGAGCCGUCAGUCUGUUGCAAAAGGUUUUAAUUGUUUAAACUCACGUUAUCCUUGAUUUGUUAUUAAAAGAGCAUUGCAGACUUAACUGAAGAGGAUUUGUGUUGUAUCCGUUAGACUUCAGGGAUAAUGUCUUCAGUGGUGCUGUAUCGUGUUGAGAGGAAAAAAACAAAUGUCAGAUCUUAAUGUAUAAGAAUAAAAUAAAAGACUGGUCUUUUCCGUG